AUGGCGAACCCCUCACAAUCCUCCCAACCCACCCAACCGUCCCCAACAUCAACACCCUCCAAUCCAGCAGCAACAAACCCAACCUACCUAACCUGGUCCAACUUCUUCAGCGUCCUAACCGGCACCGCGCCCCCGCCCCUCCAAACCGCCUACUUCGCCGAACGCGACACCCUCAACGAAGAAAGAGACUGCAAACGCUGCACCGAAGACGUCGCCUACCUCUUCCAAGCCUCCCCCCUCAUAACCUUCUUAAAACACAACAUCGACCUCCUCACCCCUCCCACCGGCGCCGCCUCCAUCGGCCCCCACAACGUGCGGUGUCGGAAAUGCGACACGAAUCAAUCGGGAGGCUUCUCGAGCGAGCAUGGGAUUCUGCUCUGCGCGAACCAGUUCCGCAACCGCGGACAUCUGGAAGACACCCUCGCGCACGAGAUGGUGCAUGCAUACGACCAUCUGCGGUUCAAGCUGGAUCCUUUGGAUCUGCGGCAUGCGGCGUGUAUGGAGAUUCGGGCGAGUAUGCUCAGUGGGGAGUGUCGGUUUAGCAGGGAGUUUUUCACGCGGGGCCAGUGGAAUUUGACGCAGCAGUUGCAGGAAUGUGUGAGGAGACGGGCGGCGCUGAGUGUGGCGGCGCGGCCGGCGUGUCGGGAUGAUGUGCAGGCUGUGAGGGUUGUGAAUGAGGUUUGGGGGAGCUGUUUUGGGGAUACGAGGCCUUUUGAUGAGAUUUAUAAGUGA
Zasmidium cellare ATCC 36951 is the source of this 732-nucleotide messenger RNA. RefSeq lists its product as uncharacterized. The record is from RefSeq and is a predicted model, not a curated record. The coding region runs from base 1 to 732 and encodes 243 amino acids. The transcript has a single exon. Lineage: Eukaryota; Fungi; Ascomycota; Dothideomycetes; Mycosphaerellales; Mycosphaerellaceae. Gene Ontology annotation, biological process: mitochondrial protein processing; mitochondrial proton-transporting ATP synthase complex assembly. Gene Ontology annotation, molecular function: metalloendopeptidase activity. Gene Ontology annotation, cellular component: extrinsic component of mitochondrial inner membrane.